AUAGAUCAAAUGGCGCAUCGCGUCGCCAGCAAAGUUAUUCAACAGUUACUGACAUAAGUAGCACGCAAAACGAGCGAAAAUUGUGUUUAUAAACAAAAGACCCAGAAAACGAAACCAUGAGCGAUGAGCCCGUUAUGGCAACCAACGACGACGCCAGCGAGUGCAAGAGGGGCGCCGUCCAGUUGGGAUACUGGCAAGAUAACUAUAUUCCUUACUUUGUCCGCCAAAUUGAGAAGAGAGCCCCAGAAAUCAACCGGGGUUACUACGCCCGAGUGAAGGGCGUAGAGCGUUUUAUAAAGACCUUUUUAAAGAAGGCAGGGUCCUCUUCGCAGAUAGUAAACUUGGGGGCUGGCUUUGACACUUUGUAUUGGAGACUGAAAGACCAAGGCGUCUAUAUGUCGAAUUAUGUCGAAAUUGAUUUCCCGACUGUCACAGCUCGAAAAUGUUACGCAAUAAAACGGAACAAGCAAUUGUUGGAGCGCAUUCACGAACAAGACGGCGAGGUUAAACUCAGCGCCACUGAUUUACACGCUGGAAAUUACCAUUGCAUAGGGGCUGAUCUGAGGAACAUAUCACAACUCGAGAUGAAGUUGCAGCAGGCUGAAGUUAGUUUUGCUAAUCCCACAUUGUUUAUUGCAGAGUGUGUUUUAGUGUACAUUGAAAAUGAUUGUGUUAACAGAUUGUUAGGAUGGAUUGCAAGUAAGUUUAAGUCGGCUCUGUUUGUUAAUUAUGAGAUGUGUAAUAUGAAUGAUACUUUUGGGGAUGUUAUGUUGGGGAAUUUGAGGGCCAGAGGGUGCACUUUGGCGGGGAUAUCGUUUUGUAAGAAUUUAGAAACACAGAAAAGUAGGUUUAUAAGUAACAAUUGGCAGGGUGCCAAAGCUUGGGACAUGGUACAAAUUUAUUAUGACCUGCCUGCAGCUGAGAGGCAGCGCAUAGAGAAAAUAGAAUUUUUGGAUGAACAAGAAUUGCUCAUUCAACUUUUUCAACAUUACUGCAUAUGUGUUGGGUGGUUGGGAACAGAGUUUGCUGAUAUUAGUUGUAACGGUGGAGACUAAUAGUUUUAAAUUUUAUCUUUGUGGUCAAACCCUUAACGUUUUAAUUUAAUGUAAACAAGCUCUGUGAUAUUUUGAAAAAAAUAUAGCUUUACCUUAAGGCUAGUUUUCACACAAAUGAGCAAAUUGCGAACGAUAUUUUGAAAUUAAUGUACUUUAAUUUAAAAUAAAAGGAUGUAUACUUCAUGGUUGACAUUUUUUUGUGAAAAUCUCGUUGAGAUUCUUGUAUGGAAACUUAGCUUUAGUGUUUGUACUGUAAUAGAAUGUGAAUGUAUUUCAUUGUAAUCAUCCCUGAAAAUUUGUGAAUAUAUUGCUUUUUAUUUAAAAUGUGAUACUUUUUAGUAUUAAUUUCAUGUAAUGAUUUAUUAAAUUUAUUUGUUGAAACGCGUUUUUUAUGUCAACCACCUGUUUUUGCCGCAUUGAUAACCACGCGAAGGAAGUGUUAGCGGUUCAGUUCAACUGUUGUGUCAUAUUUUAUGAUGAUCCGCACUAUUUCGAAGCACAGCGCAAUAAAAGUGCAAUUUGUCUUAAAAAAAAAACAAAAUCACUAAUGUUUAUUUUAACCAAACAGCCAUAAAUCGUAAAAAAAAGCGUAAAGGAAAAAUACAAGCACAGGUCGUGUGGCUUCAGUGCUUUAAAUUAUACCUCAUGUUUAUUCAAAUAUAAUUGUUUUGGAUUAGCUUAGAUUUUGAUGAACCUGACGCUCACAAUCAGUUGAAGGUGGAGUUAAAAACUUUUUGAUUGAUCACGUUAAACGAUGAGUUGUAUAUAUUUACCUUGUAUAUUCAAAAUUCUGCUAUUCAAAUUUCGUUACUAUUUUUGCAACAUGGUAUAAUAUCUAAUCUUUGGAACUGCUAAACCCAUUACUUCUAAAUGGUGUAAUCUUAGAUUAUCUUGAAGAUGGUUAAAUAUUUAACACAAUUUGUCUAUUAUUAAUCCUCCCAGAAAAGUGAAAGACGCCAUACCGUAAUAUUGAUAAUUAAGUGUUUUAUGUGAAACAUAUUUUUAAUCUGUAAGUAUAUGUAAGCUGUCCAAAAGAAACGUCUGAACUAUCAAAUUUUACAAUUUUCUCAUAUAACUGCAUACCUUGAAUGUGUAAAAAAUCAAUUUAAUUUUUUCGAAAUUUUUGGAUUGCAGUUAUUAGCGUUAAUCUGUGCGCACUAAAUUAGUAAGAAUAAAAGAAGACACAACCAGAAAUAUUUGAUUAAAACCAUCUUUUUGACAUGCAUGCGGUAUUUGUUAAGCGUUGAAAACAAAAGAAGAAAUAGAAAAUUGAACCAGUAUAUUUGAUACACAUUUCCAAAUUUUGAAAAAUUUUUGCGUUUAUGUUUUAUUUUUCAAAUCAAAGAACUGUCCUGUUUUUCGAAGUACAUUCAAAUUGUUGUUAUGAUAUUAAAAAAAAAAAAAAAUAAUAACAACUAAAACUUUGGUGUGUUAAACUGGUUCAGUUUUCAAUCUCGAUCGUAUUUACAAAACAUUUUGUGGGCUAUUACUCAGAUAUUUUUGAAGAUUUUGGCAUUUCACGGUAGGAUGAUGUGAAAAAUAUGUGGUCAAAAUUUGAAAUUAGUCUAACUCAGUAAAAAAAGCAUCAUGAGAUCGAUCAAACUGCGUUGAUUUAAAUUUGGAACAUGGAAAAUAAAUAAAGUUUAUUUUAAUAUCUAAAAAUUGUUAAUGUUUAAUAAUUAAUAUAGUUAUAAGAAACAAUACAAUGCGAAGAAAUAAACACCUUACAUUAAAAAACGAUAUUUUUUAAUAAUGUAGAACAUAAAACAUUAAAGGAUGUUGGAAACAUAUACAAGGCUAUCAUAAAUGAUUCUAACAGUGGACACUGCUAUAUUAUGUUUCGCCUCUUUCGCAACGAAAGUUCAAAUGACAAUCAUUCUGACAUAUGUUUGACAUAUUAACUAUAUUAAAUUAUAACUUUUCAAAUGUCUACUAUUAGGUACUAAGAAGUGGCAAAUCUGUAAUAUUUAUAAAUUUCACAGGUCACCGGAUGUAAGACACAUCGAUGAAAGUUCUGUAUAUGUACAAAACAAAAAUUAUGUAUGUACUUACAAAAAAAUAAAAACAAUUAUAGCUUAUUA
Messenger RNA from Zophobas morio, 3136 nucleotides. Its product is annotated as leucine carboxyl methyltransferase 1. Gene Ontology annotation, cellular component: cytosol. The record is from RefSeq and is a predicted model, not a curated record. Gene Ontology annotation, biological process: C-terminal protein methylation. Gene Ontology annotation, molecular function: protein C-terminal leucine carboxyl O-methyltransferase activity. Lineage: Eukaryota; Metazoa; Arthropoda; Insecta; Coleoptera; Tenebrionidae. The transcript is spliced from 2 exons. Bases 117 to 1055 code for a protein of 312 amino acids.